Molecule: messenger RNA, 1046 nt
Organism: Paramisgurnus dabryanus
Lineage: Eukaryota; Metazoa; Chordata; Actinopteri; Cypriniformes; Cobitidae
Source: RefSeq, a predicted model, not a curated record
AUGUGGAACCUUGUGGACGGCACUGGGCUGCACCUUAUUAACCACGAGCGCAUGUCUGAAGUGUGGAAGCAACAAAGUCAUGGGAAAACCUCUUCUUCCAGAGUUUAUCCCCCUGGGAAACCUACAGGAGAGCGAAUUGCUUUAGAAUAUCUUCUGGCACAGUCCAACAGAGGAGAUCUUCUGAGCCAGCAGACUGGUAAUGCUGACAUCCUGCCUGAGAUCUUGGAUGAAGACCUUGAGGACGAAUGUCCUGAUGUGACCGUACCACAGGCUCAUGACCUCACAUUGCAGCAAUUUCGAAGCGGUGACCCUAGGCCCAGGCCAGAUCCCAGGUCCCCACUGGAGGAGGGUGAUGCCUCUGCUGGGCCCGUCUACUCCCCACUGGAGGAGGGUGAUGCAUCUGCGGGGCCCGUCUACUCCUCAUUGGAGAAGGGGGAUGCCUCUGCUGGGCCAGUCUACUCCCCAUUUCAGGAGAGAGAUGCCUCUGCAAGUCCCGUCCUCUCCCCAAUUGAGAGUGAUGCCUCUACCAGGCCUGUUCUCGCCCCAUUUGAGGAAAGUGGGCUCGUCACUCCAGCUCCGGACACCAGGUGUGAUGCCAGAGGGAUUCCUGGAUGGGAGGCAGUUGAUGCCUUGGCAGGUUACCUGGUUGGGCUAAACCGGACUAUAACAGCACUCUCCAAUGCUGAAGUGGCAGAGAUUUUGAGGUUAUACUCACAUCUAAGUGUCUUUGACCAGACCCCCACCAGAUACACCCUCAAGAGCAAAAAAAAGAUUUGACAGGACCUUGGAGGGCUUCAAGAAAGUGCAGUGGCUCUGCUCCAGGACAGCAAGCAGCUGAGAGAUUGUUCAUGGUCCAUGGUCAGGCUGCUCACAGACCAGACAAGAACAGAAUUUCAGAAUGUGUUGCUCUCAAGCUGUACAAAGAGUACAAGCAACCCAGAAAUAGGCCAAAGGACAAUAAAGGGAGGAGAUUUGCCAUACCCCAGUCCAUUGUCAUGACUUACUCGCACAUCAAGCAGCUAGUUGAGGACUGCCAAGAGAUCAUG